This is a messenger RNA of Teleopsis dalmanni, 764 nucleotides long. RefSeq lists its product as uncharacterized. Lineage: Eukaryota; Metazoa; Arthropoda; Insecta; Diptera; Diopsidae. Bases 51 to 611 code for a protein of 186 amino acids. The transcript has 4 exons. The record is from RefSeq and is a predicted model, not a curated record.
UGUUUUAAACAGUGUUUCAAUCGAUAUAUAAAUAAAAAAAAAAUAUAAAUAUGCAACCAUUAAAGCGCUUCACCCAGUGCGGCAGCUUAACUAUGCUGUUUUGUGUUUUUUUAAUACUUUUUGGAGUGAGUUCUACUGCUUUAACUACCUUUGGGAAGACUAAUAACAGUCCAGCACCGACUCCCGGACCAAUUGUAAAAGGACGAGAAUGUGUAACUCAUGAUGAUUGUGUUACGAUAGAUAAAUCAAGUUGCGUUCGAGAUCCCAAUGACUAUAAAUUACGAUGCCUCUGUGGAGAUGAUACUGUGCCGAAUGGUGGUUAUUGUCCGGACGUAUCAAAAGGAUUGCGACAUACUUGUACUAGUAGUGGAGAAUGUGAAGAAGGAAUGACGUGUCAGUUGGAAAAUAGCAACCGAACUGUUGGCUUAGCAAAAUUCAUGUCGUCAAAGACAAAAUUAUGUCUUUGUGAUAAUGAUAGUGGAUACGUAGAAGAUAUUAAACUUGAUAUAUGUAACGAAGCAACUUCACUGAUCGCCAAGAACAUAAAAUUUAUCUUUUUAAGCACAGCUAUGCCUUUCAUUGUUGCCACCGUUAUAAAAAAUUUUUCUUAAAUUAAAAAUGAUAAAUAAACAUAUAUAGUCGUUAUAUGUGUUUAAAUAUAUACUGCAAUAUAAAUAGUUGGUUAUAAUGCUGCACAAAAAGCUAAUAAAUUCAAAUGUAAUUAAUUUUUUGGAUUCAGCUAUUUAAAACUCACAUUAGCAAUA